AUGAACAGGCAUCUUCAGAAAAUGUGCAAUUCGGGUAGCUUCAUGGAGAUCUGUAAGAUUAUAGAAUCAAAAACCACAAAACCAAAUCAUAACUAUAAAGAUAUGACCCUAACAACGACGGACCUGGAUCAUCUCAAACAAUUUACCAUAUCAAAUAUUCUGAAGACUUUAAACUCCGAUUCCAAAAUACCAGAGCCACUCAUAAAGCUAUCUGUAUUGCUAGGCGAAGAUCAUAUAAGCUUAGUCAGAUCGGUAGUUUGUAACUUUGUUGUAUCUAGAAAAUCGGCUGACAUCUCACAGUUUAUUCAGCAAAAUUUUCAGAAUCCAAGUUCCCUGAGGAAAAUUUUUGAUUUUUUGGAACAGACAGCUGACAAUGUCUCUAACCUCUACAGCAAUACGCCCAUAGAUUGGAAUAUAGAUCUAAAGCUGGUGAAUAGGUCUUUGGUAAUGAUAAAACAGAUACUGUGCGAGUAUUUUUUCUCCUCUGAAGUUAUGCCUGAUUCAUAUUCAGCUGGAAUAGUUUACACCAUUAAUUUUGAAAGAAAGCUAGAGAACUUUUUCAACAAUAAAAAAUGCUGCAUUUCUCCAGCAGGCAAUACUGAUGAUGACAGUGCUGUCAGUUACAAUCAAAGCAAUCUUAGCGAGUGCAUUCACAAGAGGAUGCUGUCUCGUGUCUGUGUACCCUAUAUUGAAAUCUUUUUUGAACAAUGUCUUUCGAAAAACUCAGAUGUCAGUCCUCAGCAGAGUAUAAUAGAAAAGAACAUCAUUAAGAGCUAUAUUGAGUUUUUCAAACAGUUGGAAUACGCAUAUGGCAUUGCAUUGUAUAUUGAUGACAGAGAAGCCUACAUAAAACUUGUUACAAUCGUUGAUAGAUGUCUUUUUAACCUUAUCAGGCAAACCAAAAUAGAAGACAGCCCUGCCAAAAUGAUAGUGGUUAUUUCAACGAUUUUAUAUAUUCAACAUGUGCUUGAAGAGUUUGUCAACAAUGUCUCACUGAGGCACCCAAUAGAAUUCCAGCUGGUAUCGAUGGAAGCAUCUAGAAAACUUGAAAGGCAGCAGGCCAUAAAAAUUGAACAUGAAUUUAAUAACAAUUUCUCGGGGAAUGUUUUGGAUUUUUGA
Vittaforma corneae ATCC 50505 is the source of this 1119-nucleotide messenger RNA. RefSeq lists its product as uncharacterized. The transcript has a single exon. Bases 1 to 1119 code for a protein of 372 amino acids. The record is from RefSeq and is a predicted model, not a curated record. NCBI's taxonomy places the organism in Eukaryota, Fungi, Microsporidia, Nosematidae.